UCAUGGUUCGGGUCUCAGAUGAUUGUCGUUGCCAAGCUUCCGAGAUGUAGCCAAAUUUGACCAAUCCGUCGCUACCUCAUCAGGCACCAAUACUCCUUGCCAGUGUAGUACAAGUCAAUAUGAAAGUAGAAGUGUGGCUACAGAUAGAGGUGGUGUCUGCAUGGGAAAGCAAGAGGCCGCCGUAUUGGAGAUAGAUAUUUAUCUCCACUGUAAGGGUCCUCGGAUUUUGGAUGUCCAAAUUGUCAAUGCUGCGCGUUCAAUCAUACGUCACAAUCGAAACUUUGACCCGUUCCUGUCUACGUGUUGCCAAGAAUUCGUCCCUUCCGAUUUCCACCUUUUUUCCCAAACGUCGAGAGCACUUUAAAACCGCAUCGAUGUCACAUUACCAGUGUUGUUCUGAUGAUCGACAAAUGUCGAUCAAAGUUGGCGGGGUUUUGCGAUCUUUGGAAUGUGCGCAUCCGGCAGCUCAAUUCUAGCGAGAUUUGUUGUGAUUCUGAUCUGAGACAGAAUGUGGCUCUGUAGGUGAGCAACACUCGGCAACACUCUGCGACAUUUGGUACUAAGGACUCUGAAUCACAUCCAUGUGUUCAGUCUUUUCCGUCUUUGCCGUGCUGUGCCAUCUUUGCCGUGCCGUCUUUGCCGUCGAGCCCCGGGGAACAAAUAUCAUGUCUCCAACAAGAGAUGAACAGUCCGAACGUUUCGAGAAAACACGAAUAACUGACAUGGUGUACGAACUGGUGAAAGAACCGCAUCCUGAUGUGGAGGUAGUACUAUUCCAUGGUUUGCAAUUGGAUCAGUCAGCCCGAACAUGCGCAGAUGCUUAUUGGAGAACUUGGAAGAUGAGGAAUGAUGAAGAUUGCUGGCUAGAGACAUUGCUUCCGAAACUUCUGUUAAAAGACCAAGUUCAGUUGAAAGCUCGAGUGCUUUCCGUUUCUUACGAAGCUAGAGCAGACUUCAGCAGAGUAAGGGAGGGCAAGGAAAUCACGGACGAAUAUAUUUUAGCGGAGAGUUUGGUAAGAGAGCUCGUUCUUAGCACAGGAGAACUUGGGCAAAAGGCAGGAGUUCCUGUGGUCUUAGUCGGGCACGACCUCGGCGGUAUCUUGAUCAAAGAGUUGGUGAUGACUGUAGAGAAGAUGGAGGCACUACGCAUCGAAGAUUGGGAUAAAAAAAAACUUGGCAUGUUCUCGAAAAAUCUGAAACUAGUUUUCUUCUAUGCUGUGCCCCAAAGUGGAUCCAAGGUGAUAGAAGAAACGAUCGCGAAGAUUCCUGAGAAUUCACGACAUAAGAUGCUUCCGUUGAUGAAAGUGUUGAACAAGGAGACAGCACGAAUUAACCAAUCCUUCCAGCAGUACCGUCAAUGUCCAGAUUCGCACCGCCCCAAAUUCCAAGUAGCUGCAGUUCUUCCAGCUAGUGAAACAUCCCAGGGAGGAUACAAUGGACAAGUGAUUCCAGAAGCAUCUAUUCGACCAGGCGUCGAUUCACUGCUCACUGUUAAGGCAGAUCACUUCCAAGUCUGUCAACCAGAAGCUUAUCAUUCGAGUUCCGCGCAAUUCUUGGCUGACAAGAUCCAUGAAGCUGUAGGGUCAAAAGACAGCUAUGGGAGGAACAGAACUCUGUCCGCGUCUGAACAUGAAAAGGGCAAGCAGCAAUCUAGGAAUGAACUUCAAGCCCAGUAUAAUUCUACUAUUAGUCAGGCCAGUAGUAGACAAUAGAAUAUUGGAGAUUGAAUAUAGCACAGAGCCAGAACAAAGUACUUAACUUGCGGGCUUCGAAUCUUCUGAUUAAGUUAACCGGGUGACAGAGCCCGUGUGACGUAGAUCACCUUACUAUUUUAUAGUACACCCAAUUCGGUAUUGUCCAAGCAAGUUACUUAUCAUUACAAAUACCACAUGAUAUA
Marchantia polymorpha subsp. ruderalis is the source of this 1897-nucleotide messenger RNA. The record is from the annotation of a GenBank genome assembly. NCBI's taxonomy places the organism in Eukaryota, Viridiplantae, Streptophyta, Marchantiopsida, Marchantiales, Marchantiaceae.